AUGGCCAUACAGUUUAUGUUCUUGUUGUCCAGACAGGGCAAGAUCAGAUUGACCAAAUGGUAUCAAACCAUCUCUCAAAAGGAAAAGGCUAAGAUUAUGAGAGAAUUGACCACAUUGAUAUUGGCGCGCCGAGCUAAAAUGUGUAACGUGUUGGAAUAUAAGGAUAUUAAGAUUGUGUACCGUAGGUAUGCAUCUCUUUUCUUUAUCAUGGGGAUUGAACAAGGCGAUAAUGAGCUUGUUUCGUUGGAAAUCAUCCACCGGUUUGUAGAACAAAUGGACAAGAUUUACGGAAAUGUUUGUGAAUUGGAUAUCAUAUUUGGCUUUGAUAAGGCAUAUCAUAUAUUGGAUGAACUUCUUAUUGAUGGACAUAUACAAGAGUCGUCCAAGAAGGAGGUUUUGAAACGGGUGGCACAGCAGGAUGAAUUGGAAAGUAUGGAUGAGUUUGAUAAGAUACUAACAUAA
[Candida] anglica is the source of this 462-nucleotide messenger RNA. The record is from the annotation of a GenBank genome assembly. Lineage: Eukaryota; Fungi; Ascomycota; Pichiomycetes; Serinales; Debaryomycetaceae.